Molecule: messenger RNA, 642 nt
Organism: Pistacia vera
Lineage: Eukaryota; Viridiplantae; Streptophyta; Magnoliopsida; Sapindales; Anacardiaceae
Exons: 4
Coding region: 1-642 (213 amino acids)
Molecular function (GO): ADP binding
Source: RefSeq, a predicted model, not a curated record
AUGGCACUAAAAAGUGUCAAACCCAUCUGGUUGGAUUGUAUGGGAUGGGCGGAGCAGUUAACAACCUUAGCAAAAGUGGUGGGUAAGAAAGUCAAAGAAGAGGAAAUUUUUGAUGAGGUUGUGGACACUGUUGUAUCCCGAGCUCCAAACUUCAAAAAUAUUCAAUGUGACCUUGCAGAAACUAGGUAUGAAAUUGGAGGAGGAAGCGAAGAAGAAAGAGCAAAGCGAAUUCCUUUUGGCGAUGAUCUCAGAGGUUGUAAAAUCCUUCUAACAACUCGCAGCCAAAACGUAUGUAUUCGUAUGAGUUGUCAGCCACAAGUUCUUCUGAAACUGAAUGAAGAUGAAGGAUUGGCUUUACUUAAAAGCAUGCGAAAAGGGCAUUUUGAAUGGAAAAUUGUGUUUGAGAAAUUAAGAAAGUCAAGACUUGUAGAUAUACGUAACGCCAUUGAUGUUGUGGAUGUAUAUGCUAUUCUCAAGUAUGGAAUGGGGCUAGCUUUAUUUCCAUUUGUGACUCAAUUGAACAAGCGAGGAACAACUGCGAGUAAUGGUUAUAAGCUCAUAGCUUCUUGUUUGUUGAUAGAUGCUGGUAAAGAAGGAUUUGUGAAAAUGCAUGACGUUUUCGCGAUGUUGCCGUGGGAAUAG